ACAACGACAAUACAACAACAAUACAACGACAACGACAACGACAACGACAACGAUCACGACAACGACAACGACAACGACAACGACAAUACAACGACAAUACAACAACAAUACAACAACAAUACAACGACAAUACAACGACAAUACAACGACAAUACAACGACAAUACAACGACAAUACAACGACAAUAUAACAACAAUACAACGACAACGACAAUACAACGACAACACAACGACAAUACAACAACAAUACAACGACAAGACAACGACAAGACAACGACAAGACAACGACAAUACAACGACAACGACAACGAAAACAACAACGACAACGACAACGACAAUACAACGACAAUACAACGACAAUACAACGACAAUACAACAACAAUACAACAAAAUUACAACGACAAUACAACGACAAUACAACGACAAUACAACGACAACGACAACGACAAUACAACGACAACGACAAUACAACGACAAUACAACGACAAUAGAAUGA
Molecule: messenger RNA, 495 nt
Organism: Paramuricea clavata
Lineage: Eukaryota; Metazoa; Cnidaria; Anthozoa; Malacalcyonacea; Plexauridae
Source: the annotation of a GenBank genome assembly